Messenger RNA from Gryllus bimaculatus (two-spotted cricket), 870 nucleotides. The record is from the annotation of a GenBank genome assembly. Lineage: Eukaryota; Metazoa; Arthropoda; Insecta; Orthoptera; Gryllidae.
AAUUUGGGUGUCUUGGUUGUGUAUGAAGUGUGGUUCCAGAACCGGCGCGCCAAGUGGCGCAAGGCGGAGCGCCUGAAGGAGGAGCAGCGCAAGCGAGAGGAUCCCGAGCGCAAGCGCGACCCCGACACCAAGGACGCGCCCUCCGCCGCCGCCGCCAACGACCCCGAUGCCGCCAAGGGCGACGGCGCGCGAGCGGGCAGCCCCGAGGGCGCCGAGUCGCUGGCCGGCGUCGGGCUGAUGUGCGGCUGCGAGCUCGGGCUCGCUCCGGCGGCGGCUGCCCGCCCAGCCGGGCUCCCGGCGUCCGCCUCCGCCGCGCUCAGACGCCGGGAGGGCUGCGUCUGGGCGACGUGGACGCGCCCUUACCGGCCGGCGCCGACGCCGUCGCCGCGCGCCUCGCGGCGGAGGGCCAGCAGCCCCAGCCGCCCUUCUCGCCCAGCGCCGACGACGCCGUCGCCGCUGCCGCGGCCGCCCGUCACGUCGUCGGCGCCGUCGACGCCGUCGUCCACCGGCACGGAGCCCGCGCCGCCGCCGCCGCCCGCGCUGCCGCCGUCGCACCCGCUGCCCCGCGCGCCCGCCGCUGUGCCCGGCCCCUUCGGACACGGACUCUUCCCCACCUUCGGCGACGGGGUGACUGAUUUUUUGCUGGGCCUGACAUUGAAACAAUCGCCCCUGCAAGUGUUCUUGUCAUCAGUCCUACUACACAGUGACACACUACUUAAAGCUGAUCUUGAAAGAGCUGUCGUGACAGGAACAAUGGGUUUGCUCGACAUGUGGCAAGGGACUGUCAACCUGAUUCAAAGAGCCCUUUGUUCGGAAAUACACUCCAGACGUCAUAGCGUUCUCUCUACUCAUUAUUCUGCCCUCUUCAAG